Molecule: messenger RNA, 1140 nt
Organism: Metarhizium acridum CQMa 102
Lineage: Eukaryota; Fungi; Ascomycota; Sordariomycetes; Hypocreales; Clavicipitaceae
Source: RefSeq, a predicted model, not a curated record
AUGGCGAAGCCACUCCAUCGACACCAGUCAUCUCUUGAGGGAUUCGUUAAUUUCUCGUCUAGCACUCCUUUACAGGAUACCGAGCGACUUCAAGCGAGGACUCUGUUAUAUAAGAUCGUCCAACACUACGAGAACCAAUCAAACAUUACGACAAAUAGUCCAUAUAACCGACCGAAACUCUUGCGCUUGACAUUCGAAUAUGCGACUACAGAAGAGUCCAAAGACAAUGUUCUGCGCGCUUUUUUUAACUCUAUCGGCUUGUCAAUGACAGGAGAUGUUGACUUAUCAUGCAAAAAAACAGAGGCAAAUGUUUGGUUUAGCAUAAAGGGGUUUGCUGAUUCUCUAAUUGAUAACUUUUUCUUGCCUCUGAAGGCGUCUACCAGAAGAGCCCCUCAAUACUCACCCGCGUAUCACUCAGCCGUUAAACGGUCGAGAACUGCAGAGCCAUCUCUCACAGGGACAUCAGGCCGAUUGAAAACCCUUCGCGGCGACUGUCUCGUGCGCGACAGGCAUCGAUGCGUAAUCUCCGGCAAAUUUGACCAAGAACAAGCUGUGAAACGAGUGCACGAAUGCGGUGACAAUGCUGUUGAUGACCAUGGUAGCCUACUCUUCGGAGAGACUUUUGACAUCCUUGAAGUCGCUCAUAUUUUGCCGCAUUCUUUGACGCAAUGUAACUCAGACUCGGAACUUGAUAAAUCUCGAAUAGCGGCACUUGAGAUUCUUAACAUGUUCGAUAACGACGUGGUCCCUUUGAUUGAAGGCCCGGAGAUCGACCGACCACGCAAUGCCCUUACGCUCACGUCUAGUCUCCAUUUCUUUUUCAGCGGCUUUGAGAUAUUUUUUGAACCAUUAAAAGAUAUGCCGAAUACUUAUAAGAUUGAUACGUUUCUUCCAUACGCCGCGCUAAAUAAUUUACUGCCCAAAACACGCACACUCUUCGUUACUGAACAGCGCACAAUUGAUCCUCCGUCUGCACGCCCCCUUGCGAUCCAUCGGGCCAUCGCCCAUAUUCUUCAUCUCUCCGCAGCAGGACUCUACAUCAGGCGAAUUCUUCAGGAUGCAGAGGAUCAGAAUGUACAAGCAGAUGGGUCAACCGCCCUCGACAAAUUAGUGCAGCUAAGAAUGGCUGGAUGGGUGUGA